Parathielavia appendiculata is the source of this 543-nucleotide messenger RNA. RefSeq lists its product as uncharacterized. Gene Ontology annotation, molecular function: RNA binding; DNA binding. The record is from RefSeq and is a predicted model, not a curated record. Gene Ontology annotation, cellular component: nucleolus; exosome (RNase complex). NCBI's taxonomy places the organism in Eukaryota, Fungi, Ascomycota, Sordariomycetes, Sordariales, Chaetomiaceae. The transcript is spliced from 4 exons. Bases 1 to 543 code for a protein of 180 amino acids. Gene Ontology annotation, biological process: maturation of 5.8S rRNA; regulation of gene expression.
AUGGAUGUCAGCGACAUCACGCCGCAACUGGAUCGGCUUGAAGAGGCGCUCCAUAAGGCAGGGCAGUCGCUCGAGCCGCUGCUGGGCGACAUUGGUGACAUUUCGUCCAAGCUUCCCCUUCUAGACAAGGCAAAUCUCUACGUCUUGGUUGCCUACGCGAUAGAGGCGCUCCUUUUCUCAUCAUUACGCCUGAACGGGGUCGAUACUACGAACCAUGCCAUCUUCACCGAGUUGACCCGCGUAAGGCGGUAUACAGAAAAGAUCCAGAAACUCGAAACCCCGCCAGCAGAACGCGAGAACACGGUCAAUACCGAGGCCGCAGCCCGGUUCCUCAGGUCUGAUCUUGGCGAUAACAAGGACAUCAAAGCAAAGUUAACCGAGCUCAUUGCCAGCGAGCGGCAGAAGGCGGCACGUCAGGCCGCUGAAAAGAAGCGACCAGCAGACGAGCCUGCUGCGGAGAGUAGUGGCGUCGAGGCUGGCGAGAAGCUCUGGUUCAUGGUCAGGGCAGGGCAUCCCUUCACGAUGCCUCCAUUCGUCGUUUAA